AUGAACAAACACUUCCUGUUGCUCUUCCCCCUGUGCUGCCUCAUUGUGGCAGUGACAUCGCUUAGGUGCAUAACAUGUCACCUUCGCACACAGACAGACCACUGCAGAAGAGGCUUUGGUGUCUGUAUUGCUCAGAAGCACGAGACAUGCAUGCUAUUAAAGAUCUUUCAGGAUGAUGCUCUCCAGACGUCAUAUAUGGUGUGUCAGAAAUUCUGCAGAGACUUGACAUUAGAUCUCAAUAAUCGAAUUUAUGUUCAUAAAUGCUGCAACUACGAUUACUGUAACUUCAGACCCUAA
This is a messenger RNA of Propithecus coquereli (Coquerel's sifaka), 297 nucleotides long. RefSeq names its product prostate and testis expressed 3 (gene PATE3). Lineage: Eukaryota; Metazoa; Chordata; Mammalia; Primates; Indriidae. The record is from RefSeq and is a predicted model, not a curated record. Bases 1 to 297 code for a protein of 98 amino acids. The transcript is spliced from 3 exons.